Meloidogyne enterolobii is the source of this 741-nucleotide messenger RNA. The record is from the annotation of a GenBank genome assembly. NCBI's taxonomy places the organism in Eukaryota, Metazoa, Nematoda, Chromadorea, Rhabditida, Meloidogynidae.
AUGGUGGAAAAAGAUUUGGAUAUGGGUUUAGUGGAAGAUUUUGGAAAAGAACAAUUUUGUGAAUUGGAUGUGGAACUUAACUGCUCCUUAGAUGGAAAACAAGAUUUGGUAUCUGUUGAAUUUCCUAUUCCAACAGAAAUCCAUGUUUUUCAAGAAAUUGCUUCAGAAGAGGAUAUUCAUGUUUCACAUGAAGAAGUUAAGGAAGAAAUUGUAUGUUCUAAAAGAGAAGAAUGUUUUGUUUUGGAAAAAGUGAGUGAAGAUUGUGUUGAUUUGAAAGAAUUAGAAGAAGAUUUUGAUCUGAAAAAGAUUUUGGAAGAAAAAGUUGAUGAAAAAGAAUGUUUGGAAUUUAAAUUGGAAGUGUUUGAGAAGGAUCCUGAAAAGGAAAUCCUCCCGUCAAGAGAUAAAUUGAAAGUUUUGAAAGAAAAUGAAAAUAUUGUUGAGAAAAGAAAAAUGUUAAGAUCCAAAUUGAGGGAAUCAAGAAUUUUGGCAAAGCUAAAAUGCGAGAUUCUAAGGAAGGAAAUUGUAAGGAAUAAUUUUGGAAAAGAUUUUGAAUGUGGAUUUUUGAAAAGAAAAAUCACGGGACGAUUUUUUCUCGGAGUUCGGGGGUGUUUGAACUCGGAAAAACUGGUCACGUUGAUCGGAGUCUUUAAUUAUUCUGAGAAUUUUUCGAAGGAAAUGAACCAUCAAAUGCAAAAUUCAAAGCCGAUGAAAGUCUUGGAGCCGAUGAAAGCCCUCUUUUAA